Messenger RNA from Effrenium voratum, 201 nucleotides. Lineage: Eukaryota; Dinophyceae; Suessiales; Symbiodiniaceae. The record is from the annotation of a GenBank genome assembly.
AUGACAACCCAGCUGAAGCUCACUACGACGCCCUUCGCAUUGGCAGCUCUACAGCUGAAAAGCAGGCACCAAGCGCCUUGCAAUACCACGCUGAGUUUGGCCGUGCCAUUGCCUUGGAGCGCAAGUUCAGUGAUGGAGCCAAGAAGAAGACGACCCGUGAGCUGCUCAAUAAAAGCAUUGCCAGCUUCAACAGGGGAGUGA